This is a messenger RNA of Bactrocera oleae (olive fruit fly), 659 nucleotides long. The record is from RefSeq and is a predicted model, not a curated record. Lineage: Eukaryota; Metazoa; Arthropoda; Insecta; Diptera; Tephritidae.
AUGCGAAUUUGUUGUGCAUUACGUUCGUCAUCUACAUCGGAAACACUACCAUGCAGGACCAAAGGCACUCGUAGUACUGAUAAGACUUCAGGUUUGGAUAGUCAAUGCGCGCGAUUUAGCAAGACGUAUCGUCAGAUCAUGCACACAUUGUAUACGCUACAAGCCAAAGCUGAUGAACCAAAUAAAUCGCAUAUCUUCUAUUACAAACAUCAUGUAUUUUCACUUAUAACUUUAACCGCGAGUGUAAGUGGCUCAAAAAAACUUAUAAGGUGCUGUGUGCUUCCCAUUAAAGUGGGCACCCAAUUAUUCAAUUGGCAAUGCACACAUUCGGUUAGACGUGUCACUUUAUCUAUCUCUAUACUCAUCAGCUUGCAUGUGUUUUUCCUCUUAGUAGUCGAAAUUAUACCUCCCACUUCGCUUGUUGUACCACUUUUGGGAAAGUAUCUGAUAUUUGCAAUGAUAUUAGUAUCAAUUAGCAUUUGUGUAACUGUCGUCGUUCUGAAUGUACAUUUUCGUUCUCCGCAAACUCACCGAAUGGCUCCAUUGGUGAAAAGGGUUUUUGUCAACUUACUUCCACAGUUCUUAUUUAUAAAAAGACCAAAAUACAACAUUGAAACAAGGUGAUUAUGUAUUACGAAUAAAAAUCUCGACAAUUUAAA